Molecule: messenger RNA, 607 nt
Organism: Anopheles cruzii
Lineage: Eukaryota; Metazoa; Arthropoda; Insecta; Diptera; Culicidae
Exons: 1
Source: RefSeq, a predicted model, not a curated record
AUGAGUGGUGGUGAAUGUGCGGGUGGCGGUAGUCAUCAUGGUCACGGAUGCUGCAAGGGGAAUAAUGCUUGUCAAAGGCCCGGAUCACCACACGAUGAGCAGGUGGAUAUGGUUGGGGCGGAUUUACUGCCGGCGGCAGGCGGCAAACCAACAUCUGCAGAUCUUACCCACGACAGUGGAAAGCCACCAACAGUUCACGGAGGUGGUCCACUGGUCACUGGCACAGGACUGAAUCAGAUUGCAUCCGGUGGCGGUGCACCGAAUCAAAAACCGGUUGGUUCUGGCACUAAUCUGGCGCCAGGAGCAUCAGGUGGUGCUGGAGGUGCUGGCACUCAGCCCGUGGGCAGCGGUGUAGGUAAACCUGGUGCUGGAGGAAGUGGGUCACCUACCGGCAGUGGACCUAGCCAAGGUGCUGGUGGAUUUGGCUCUCAACCUGGUGUUGGAGGAUCUGGCACGCAACCAACGGUUAGCGGUGUAGGUAAACCAGGAGAUCAGAAACUUCCUGGAUCUGGCUCUAGUUCCGGUGUUGGAGGCCAAAGUGCUGGUGGACCUGGUUCUCAAGCUGGUGUUGCGGGUACUGGCACGCAACCAACGGUUAGCGGUGUAG